Molecule: messenger RNA, 1281 nt
Organism: Symbiodinium natans
Lineage: Eukaryota; Dinophyceae; Suessiales; Symbiodiniaceae
Source: the annotation of a GenBank genome assembly
AUGGCUGCCCGUGCGGAUCCGUUCCUCACAGAUGUCGAGGUUCCGGACUACAAGGCUACAGCCUCCCUUGUCGAUGCGGCUCGACGCGAGCACAUGGUGAGCCAGGAAGUCGCCGUUCUUAUCUUUGCACCAUGGUCAUGCUAUGUUGCGCUGGUGAUCGCUUUUGCCUUGCCUCCGCAGGGAUGGCUCUGGAGCCUCUUGGCCGGCAUCUUCUGGGUUGCUGCCCUGCUGGUGGCACGCCAGGCCUAUGAGCGGCAUCUCCGAGGAGGGAGCCCGGUGUACAAGCUGCUGGCCCUCAUGGUGCUUCUGAGCUGUGUGGCGGGGCCACUGGUUGGAAUGCACAUCGAGCAGAGAAAGAUGGCCAGCUAUUGGAUGCACAAGAAGGGUGUCACAUACCGGGACGUGGUGCCAACCAAACCGGCCGACGCCUACCAGGAUGCCAGCAUUCUGGACUUCUCGGCUGGCACGCGUCUAGAUCUUCAGAGAACUCUUGGAGUCCGGUCGCCUGGCUCUGGCAUGACGUACUGUGUGGCGCCAGUGAUAGAUACAUCUUCGCCAUCGAAGCAUGUGAACUAUUUUGCUGCUGACGUGAACUGUUGCGAGCCACGCCGCAGCUUCCUUUGCGGUGAUACGGCAAAGGCAGAUGCCAGGACGGGUGUGGUUUUACCAGCAAAGUCCUCUGAGCAUGCGGCAGAGAGGUGGAAGCACUUCUUCAAAGCUGCUCAGCAGGCUGCUGAGGUGUAUGGAUGGGAGUUGCCGGAAAGACCGAUCUUUGUACGCUGGUUUGAAGAUGCCGAAGGCGUUCAGUCAGAGCUUCUGCACCAGGGUUUGGUGGAGACCUUCGUGCAGUGCUUCGCGGGACUUUGUGCCGCGGUGAUCGUGGCAAUGCUCCUCGUCUGCAGCGGGGGCACGGGACACUUCAGUCUUGUAAGCUGGACUGUUGCAACAUGUUGCAACGGCGACCUGCCUCGGCCAAUGCCCUCGCUGGGGCCCUCGGCGCUUCAGGGUUCGCAAAAAAACUCAGGGAAGCGGAUGGUAUACUUCUUGAGAGGGAUCACAGACUUCACAGUCACCAGAGGCUUGUCCCACCUUCUUGCUUUGCAAGUGACAAAAUACCCGCAGUCCGGGGACGUUGUGGCGUGUGGGCUACCGAGUGUGCGAUGUGUGCGGUUUGACUUGUUGGUGAUGUUGUUUCGUCUCAUGGCGGUCGCUGUAGGUGGCGUGGAGCCAAGGAACUUCGCUUUGCUUACCCGCUGCGGUUUUGUGUCACGUGUCCUGUGA